Anopheles marshallii is the source of this 2082-nucleotide messenger RNA. RefSeq names its product mannosyl-oligosaccharide alpha-1,2-mannosidase IA (gene alpha-Man-Ia). Gene Ontology annotation, molecular function: mannosyl-oligosaccharide 1,2-alpha-mannosidase activity; calcium ion binding. The coding region runs from base 1 to 2082 and encodes 693 amino acids. Lineage: Eukaryota; Metazoa; Arthropoda; Insecta; Diptera; Culicidae. Gene Ontology annotation, biological process: N-glycan processing; carbohydrate metabolic process. Gene Ontology annotation, cellular component: endoplasmic reticulum; Golgi membrane. The record is from RefSeq and is a predicted model, not a curated record. The transcript has 6 exons.
AUGUUGCCCACGUAUCAACGGGUAAGCAGCGGUAACGGUGGCGGUGGUACGACGAAUGGGUCGGUCACGAAUCCCCUCCUAGGUCGGCGAUCGUUCCGGUCGCGGGAAAAAUGUCUCAUCCUGCUCGUCCUGUCCACGUUCGGGUUCGUCUGUUUUGGCGGAUUCUUCUUCCUGCCGGAUAACUUCAGCGCGGACCGGGUGCUGAAGGCAUACAAACAGUUUCAGCGGGCAGGGCCGGAGAUUUUCAUACCAGCGCCCCCACCAGCCCAUGGCCGUACCGGGGAGGAAGACAUCCACAAGCAGGAUGAUCGGGUGAAGCUGCAGGAGAAGAUACGGAAGGAGCUGCCAGAUGAUUUUCUCGAAAAGCCAGAUACGGGCGGUGGUGACGAUGGUGGUGGUGGUGGGGGAGGUGAGGAUCCGGACGGAGCCGUAGAGCCUGGACGGGAGGGAGGUGGUCCAAUUGAUGAACCGGACCAGGCGAACCGGUUGCCCGGUGGGGUAGGGGUAGUGGCCGGACCGGCCAUCGAGGGUCCGGACGGUGUUGUACAGCCGCCGCAAAACGGGCUAGAGCAGGAGGAUGGACCGGAGCAGGAGCAGGCGGAUCGGCGUCACCAGGGAGCCCGGUUCCCGGCCGGCCUCACCUUUAAUGCGUCCGUUGGCGAAGAUCCGGAUCUAGCGGUGCGGGAAAAACGCAACAAAGUAAAGGAGAUGAUGAUGCACGCCUGGAGCAACUACAAGCUGUAUGCGUGGGGCAAGAACGAACUCCGACCGCUGUCGAAGCGUGGCCACAGCAAUAGCAUCUUCGGUUCAUUCGAUCUCGGCGCCACGAUCGUGGACGGGCUGGACACGCUGUAUCUGAUGGGCCUGCACAAGGAGUUUGACGAGGGGCGCGAAUGGGUCGAACGGAAGUUCACGCUCGAGAACGUGGACGCAGAACUGUCCGUGUUCGAGACAAACAUACGCUUCAUCGGUGGCUUCCUCACGUGCUAUGCCUUUACCGGCGAUCGGAUGUUCCUCGAGAAGGCACGGUACGUGGCGGAUAAGCUGUUGCCUGCAUUCCAGACACCGACCGGUAUCCCGUACGCGCUGGUUAACGUACACAAUGGGGUGAGCAAAAACUAUGGCUGGGCAAGCGGUGGCAGCAGUAUCCUGUCCGAGUUCGGAACGCUUCACAUGGAGUUCGCCUACCUGAGCGAUAUCACCGGUGAUUCGGUCUAUCGGGAGCGCGUGCAAACGAUACGCGCCGUACUGAAGGACAUCGAAAAGCCGAAGGGCCUGUACCCGAACUAUCUCAAUCCGAAAACGGGUAAGUGGGGCCAACAGCACAUGUCGCUCGGUGCGCUCGGGGACAGCUUCUACGAGUACCUGCUGAAGGCGUGGAUCCAGUCCGGUCACGAGGAUUCUGAGGCGCGUGAAAUGUACGACGAGGCGAUGCAGUCAAUCGUAAAGCACAUGGUGCGCAACACACCGAGCGGGCUGACGUACGUGUCCGACAUGAAGUUUGACCGGCUCGAGCACAAGAUGGAUCAUCUGGCGUGCUUUGCGGGUGGUCUGUUUGGGCUGGGCGGUACCUCGCUGAACAAUCAGUAUUCGCAGCAGUACAUGGAGAUUGGCGAGGGGCUAACCAACACUUGCCACGAGAGCUACAUCCGCACGUACACCCGGCUUGGGCCGGAAUCGUUCCGCUUCAACGAUGGUGUGGAGGCGAAGGCACUGAAAGCGCAGGAAAAGUACUACAUCCUGCGGCCGGAAACAUUCGAAAGUUACUUCAUCAUGUGGCGGUUAACCCACGAUCAAAAGUAUCGUGACUGGGGUUGGGAUGCGGUACAGGCACUUGAGAAACACUGUCGCACACCGACAGGCUACACUGGACUGAAGAACGUUUAUCUAACCGAACCGGUGAAAGACGAUGUGCAGCAAAGUUUCUUCCUCGCCGAAACACUUAAGUACCUCUAUCUGCUGUUUUCCGACGACUCACUGCUACACUUGGACGAUUGGGUUUUCAACACGGAAGCACAUCCAUUGCCGGUGAAGGACCGAAAUCCGCUGUAUCGUCCGGCUGCCGGUUCCAGCGCACCGUAA